AGUCUCCUGCUGCAUCCAACGAACACAACACACACUCUCUGCUGUGACUUCGUUUAUUCGUUUCUUUUGUUUCCGUACUGGAUUUCAUACCAAUCAACCACAACGACAUUAGUUCUCCGUUCAGGGCUUAUCGGUUUUCACUUCGAAUUCAACGUAUCGUUUUCUAAAGACGCACACAGAGGAUUUCAGUCGACCGUUUGUGAACAUUGCGCUUUCCUCAAACGUUAUUACUGUUAUUAUUUUUUUUCGCUAUAUUUUUUUCUUGGUUCAGGAAAGGCGUGAGUAUAAAAAUACAGCACUAAAAACUCUUGAGGCGACGACAGAUUGUUAUUGUUUUUCAGCGCUAGCAUAGCCUACGUUAUUCCGCGUCAAUGUUUUCUGUUGCUAACUUAAAUAUUAGACCGCCUUUUUUAGACUGGUGAUAGCUACGUUAUUUUUCAACGUCGUUUUAUUAUCAAUUGACUUCGCGGUUCUAAAUUUGCAUACUUAAAACUUUUGUGAAUCUUUGAAACUUCGUUGGUAAAACACCCGCUUGCGAACGCAAUGGACUUUUCUGUCUUGAUUACCUUUGUUAACGCUUCUAAUUUCUUCUGCGUACAGUUAUUUUAAUUUAGUUAGGAAACGAAACCACAUUUGUUUGAAUCGUCAUCGAUGUCGUGGUUGUGUUUUCGUCCCGAACGCAAACAAGUUAAAAAUGUAAAAGUGUAUUUUAAUGCAUCUAAAAGUAUAGGCCUAUCACAGGUCUAUAAAACUUUAGGGUAAUUGACAGUGCGUUAUUCACUUGAGAUUUUGAAUAAUUUCAGCACUGAGUGGGAAUGAAAUUUACACUUCCCAAAAUAUUUCUAUGAAAGUAAAAUUAUUGUCAGCUUUGCUUUUCAUUUUAAAUAAUAUCAAGAACAGAAACUGUUGGUACACACUCUUGCUCACUAUGGCCAAACUAACCUGGCAGCAUCCCAGCAGAGGACGGAGCUUGUUUUCAACUUCCUACUUUAUUUUGGCCACCCUUACUUUACUGUUCUCCUGGUCCUGCCCGGUUCUAGGCAAGAAGAAACUCUACAUCGGAGCCCUGUUCCCUAUGAGCGGCGGAUGGCCAGGUGGCCAAGCAUGUCUCCCUUCUGCCCAAAUGGCCCUGGAUUUGGUGAACAAGAGAACGGAUAUUCUUCCGGAUUAUGAGCUUGAAUUAAUCUACUAUGACAGUAUGUGUGAUCCCGGAGAGGCCACAAAGCUGCUAUAUGACCUUCUGUACACGGAGCCCAUAAAAAUCGUUUUGAUGCCUGGCUGCAGCUCUGUGUCCACACUUGUGGCCGAGGCUGCUCGCAUGUGGAACCUUAUAGUGUUGUCCUAUGGAUCCAGUUCACCAGCUCUGUCCAACCGUCAGCGUUUCCCCACCUUCUUCCGCACGCACCCCUCAGCCACAUUGCACAACCCCACCCGCGUGCAGCUCUUUCAGAAGUGGAAGUGGACCAAGAUCGCCACCAUCCAGCAGACCACCGAGGUCUUCACCUCUACUCUGGAUGAUCUAGAGCAGAGGGUGAAGGAGGCAGGCAUUGAGAUCAGUGUGAGGCAAAGUUUCCUCACGGAUCCUGCUGUGGCCGUCAAGAACCUCAAGCGGCAAGACGCACGCAUCAUUGUGGGACUGUUUUACGAAACGGAAGCCAGGAACGUUUUUUGUGAGGUCUAUAAGGAGAAACUGUAUGGGAAAAAAUAUGUGUGGUUUCUAAUUGGCUGGUAUGCUGACAACUGGUUCAAGAUCAAAGACCCAUCCAUCAACUGCACAGUGGAACAGAUGACAGAAGCUGUGGAGGGCCAUGUGACCACUGAGAUAGUCAUGCUCAAUCCAGAGACGGUGCGAGGGGCCUCUAACCUGACCUCUCAGGAGUUCUUAGCGCAGCUGAUGUCCAAGCUGGGUGGGAAAAAUCCAGAGGAAACUGGAGGGUUUCAGGAAGCUCCUCUGGCGUAUGAUGCAGUAUGGGCCCUGGCUCUGGCGCUCAAUAAGACAGUGGGUCCCUUGAAGGCAAAAGGCCGCAGAUUGGAAGACUUUAAUUACAAUAACAAGGACAUCACGGCUGAGAUCUACAGAGCCCUCAACACUAGCUCCUUCGAGGGGGUUUCGGGUCACGUGGUGUUUGACGCCCAGGGCUCCAGAAUGGCAUGGACCCUCAUUGAGCAACUGCAAGGAGGAAGCUACAAAAAGAUUGGAUACUAUGAUAUGACCAAAGGCAAUCUCUCUUGGUAUGGGAAUGACAGGUGGAUAGGUUCUGGCCCUCCUGCUGAUCAGACUGUGGUGAUUCAGAAGUUCAGAUAUUUGUCACAAAAACUCUUCGUCUCAGUUUCUGUUUUCGCUGGCUUGGGCAUUUUAAUGGGGAUCGUUUGUCUCACCUUUAACAUUUACAACAGCAAUGUCAGGUACAUUCAAAACUCUCAGCCUUACCUGAAUAACAUGACGGCAGUCGGCUGUAUGAUGGCUCUGGCUGCUGUUUUUCCUCUGGGAAUUGAUGGACUGCAUGUACGGAACUCCCAGUUUCCUGUGGUCUGUCAGUUCCGUUUGUGGCUGCUUGGACUUGGCUUCAGUUUGGCCUAUGGAAGUAUGUUCACGAAGAUCUGGUGGGUCCACACUGUGUUCACAAAGAAGGAUGAGAAGAAAGACAAAAGAAAGCAGCACCUGGAGCCCUGGAAGCUCUAUGCCACCGUGGGGGUCCUGCUGGUUAUCGACGUCCUGUCCCUUAUGAUUUGGCAGAUUGUGGACCCCUUGCACAUCACGGUGGAGAAGUUCACUAAAGAAGCGCCUAAAGGGGACGUGGAUCAGUUGAUUGAGCCUCUUCUGCAGCACUGCAGUUCAGAGAAGAUGAACACAUGGCUUGGUGUCGUGUAUGGCUAUAAGGGUUUGCUGCUGCUUCUGGGCAUUUUUCUGGCUUAUGAAACCAAAUCUGUGUCCACUGAAAAAAUAAACGAUCAUCGAGCUGUUGGGAUGGCCAUCUACAAUGUCUCGGUGUUGUGUAUGAUUACCGCUCCUGUCACCAUGAUUCUAUCGUCUAAGCAGGACGCCUCAUUCGCCUUCGCUUCGCUGGCCAUCAUCUUCUCCGUCUACAUCACUCUAGUUGUCCUCUUCGUCCCCAAGAUGCGGAGGCUCAUCACUCGUGGUGAGUGGCAGUCGGACCAGCAGGAGACCAUGAAGACCGGCUCAUCCACAAACAACAAUGAUGAGGAGAAAUCCCGCCAGCUGGAGAGAGAGAACAAAGAGCUGCAGAAGAUCAUCCAGGAGAAAGAGGAACGUGUAUCAGAGUUGAGAAAUCAGCUGUCAGAGCGACAGGCCCUGCGCUCCAGAAAACGCCCCACCUCCUCCAAUCAGAACCACAGCUCACCUUCCAUUCCCACUCCUCUGAACGAUCCCAAAUCUCUCCUCCCGCCACCAGGAUACCCCCUCCCUGCUUCUGACAACCACUCCCUCCCUCCCACCUUUUCCAACUCCUCCACCCUGUACCAGCCCGACGGCAAGAUCAACCGCAACAACUGUCACCCUGGACGCCUGCAGCUCCUCUACAAGUGAGUCCCGGGACUACGCUGGAGAAACUGGUACGAAAUGCAAGCGGGGACACAGUAAGGUGGAAAGCAGGGAGAAAAAUAAGCUACCUUGAUUCGCGGGCCACAGUUUUCUCCAUCUCGCCCAGCAGGCGGCCUGUUUUUCUUUGUAUGUUUCCGACAGUGGCUGUGAUUCAUAGGAUGUUAUACACAGGAGGCUUGUGAGUCUUUUGCAUCAUUUUGAUGUGUCACCAUAUUUGAAAACCACACAUGCUGUGAACCAUUACACAGUUCACAUGAGUAACCCUCAGCUGAUUUUAACUUUGAAAAAUUGUGUACGAAGAAUGACAUGCUAAAAACAUCCCAACAGAAAAUCCUUAUACUCAUCGAAUGUGUUUUAGCACUCUACAAAACAAUCACAAACCGUAAUACCGCAUUAUACUUUCUUAUCUUGCAUCAAUCUUUUUAUUUAGUUUGUGCAUUCGUACUGUAUUUCAUACUGUUGGUCAUAUUAAUAAGUCUCUGAAACCUCAUUAGAGAGACUGAUCGAUUUAGUGCAAUUCAAUUUUGAUAUCAUGGACUAUUGUGAUAUAUUUAAUUGCGACAUGUACUGCCAAUACCUAGCCUUAGUAAUAUCCCACAGUAACAUAAAGUACAUUUAUUCAUUUAGCGAACGUUUUUAUCCAGUGCGUUUUACUCUACAUUUUACCAGUAUGUUUUCCCUGGGACUCGAACCCCUGACUUUGGUGUUGCCGACACCAUACUUGAACUCCCUUUCUCAUCUGAAAACUUCACCAUGACCUCAUAAACAUUCUUUCCCUGACGUGCAGCUGACAGUAUUGCAAAAUUUCUUGUGACCAACGUCAACAAAUUCCUUCCUUCCUGUUUUAUUAGCCCACUGCCUAAUUUUUGAAAUGUUGCCUCAAAUCGUGUAGCAUGUUGAAGAGAGGUGUUUGUCACCAGGCAAACGUUGAGUAAAAAUCCUAUAAAUUGACUGUACAUUUGAAGGAGGGACUUUUUUGUAAGCAACUGCUCCUGCCCAUGAACAAAAAUCACUCAUAAUUCCUUCAUUUAAAAAAAAAAGUCUAGCUUCACAAUAGGUUUCAAUGAUAUCGCUAAUGAAAUGAUGUUGGUUUGUUUAUAGCCAGCUUCUUUUCCCAGAGCAUGCUGGGAUAAUGUAUUAGAACUCACAAGCUGUUGAAGGCGUUUGAAUGCUUUGUACAGAAGAGACGUAAUUUCAUCCCAGAUUUGGGGGGUUUGUUUUUAUUAGAUCCCCCGUGUAGCUGAGAGCUGCAGAUUGAAUCUCCCAGCAUUGUAACGCGGUUUUCUUCUAAAUGGCACCUGCCAUAUUGGAGCCGUCACAGGAUGCUGCUACUUUGAAAUGCAAAUAACAUUAAAAAUGCAUAGCGUGUGCGUUUAAUACCAAGCAACGAUAAAGGGAAAUUAGUUCAUUAAACAGAACUCGGAUGCGCGUGCAAUACGGUACUUUACUUCAACAACACACCCAUCAGCUGCUUUGUGUAGUCAUCACUCAAACCAUGGUACAUCCUGAUUGAAACAAAAACUGAUAUCCUUCUGUACAUGCUUUUGGACUGAGGAACUGUUCCUUGUUCAAAUGGAUUCUUGGUUAUCUCAUCAUGCAUAAUGCCAGUUUCCUGUCUUGAAACGACAGUCUUCAAUGGCAGCUUUUCCCAACAGCUGUUCGCGUGUUUGCCGCAGUGAAGCUCGUAAACUCUCUUGCUUUUUCUCGGUGUGCGUGGCUUGGAUUCAUCAGCGGGCCUCUACGGCAAAGUUUCCCCGGUUUCAGCCGGACUGUUAAUGGUUCGUUUUACCUGCCUCAUUUAGCUUUUUUUUGCGGCAGCAAAGACUCUCUCUCUUAUUUGGAGGGACGGG
Messenger RNA from Pimephales promelas (fathead minnow), 5412 nucleotides. Lineage: Eukaryota; Metazoa; Chordata; Actinopteri; Cypriniformes; Leuciscidae. The record is from RefSeq and is a predicted model, not a curated record.